AUGGCCGGCAUCAAGACGAUCAUAGGACUCUCCUUCGUCCUUGCCAUCGGCUUCCUCCUCGUAAUAUUAAGCGCGGCACUCUUCAAAAACUAUCUCACGCUGCUCGUCGUUGCGACGUACGUGAUCGCACCACUGCCAAACUGGAUAUGCGGGCGUGCAGCGAAUCCAGAUGAUUUUAUGGAGAGCUCGGGAAGUGGAGUCGUGGAUUUUGGGAGGUUCUUAACCGGAUUCUUUGUUGUUAUGGGCAUUGCACUCCCAGCACUUCUAUACCAUUCCGCCACUAUUCAAGCCGGAGCCGCAGUCAUGUCAGUCGUGGGUGGACUGCUGAUUUACGGGACGAUCAUCAGCUUCACGCUUUUCUUCCAGGAAGAUCAAGAUUUCUGA
Molecule: messenger RNA, 384 nt
Organism: Didymosphaeria variabile
Lineage: Eukaryota; Fungi; Ascomycota; Dothideomycetes; Pleosporales; Didymosphaeriaceae
Gene: VPS55
Product: Vacuolar protein sorting-associated protein 55
Exons: 3
Coding region: 1-384 (127 amino acids)
Biological process (GO): late endosome to vacuole transport via multivesicular body sorting pathway
Cellular component (GO): Vps55/Vps68 complex; endosome
Source: RefSeq, a predicted model, not a curated record